This is a messenger RNA of Xenopus tropicalis (tropical clawed frog), 957 nucleotides long. RefSeq names its product nudix hydrolase 21 (gene nudt21). NCBI's taxonomy places the organism in Eukaryota, Metazoa, Chordata, Amphibia, Anura, Pipidae. Gene Ontology annotation, biological process: mRNA 3'-end processing; mRNA processing. Bases 32 to 715 code for a protein of 227 amino acids. The record is from RefSeq and is marked provisional. Gene Ontology annotation, cellular component: nucleus; mRNA cleavage factor complex; cytoplasm. Gene Ontology annotation, molecular function: hydrolase activity; mRNA binding; metal ion binding. The transcript is spliced from 7 exons.
AGCGAGUCCUCCUCUCCCCUUUACUCCCAGGAUGUCGGUGUUGCCUCCAAACCGUUCCCAGACCGGGUGGCCCCGCGGGGUGAAUCAGUUCGGUAACAAAUACAUCCAACAAACCAAGCCUCUCACCCUGGAGAGAACCAUCAACCUGUAUCCCCUUACAAAUUACACUUUUGGCACCAAAGAGCCUUUGUAUGAAAAGGACAGUUCAGUGGCUGCAAGGUUCCAGCGCAUGCGCGAGGAGUUUGAUAAGAUCGGGAUGCGACGCACUGUAGAAGGGGUUCUUAUUGUACAUGAACACAGAUUGCCUCAUGUGCUCUUACUGCAACUGGGCACCACCUUCUUCAAACUGCCUGGAGGAGAACUCAAUCCAGGAGAGGAUGAGGUGGAAGGUUUGAAACGUUUAAUGACAGAAAUACUUGGCCGUCAAGAUGGAGUUCAGCAGGACUGGGUUAUUGAUGACUGUAUUGGAAAUUGGUGGAGGCCCAACUUUGAACCUCCUCAGUAUCCAUACAUUCCUGCUCAUAUUACAAAACCUAAAGAACACAAGAAAUUGUUCCUAGUUCAGUUGCAGGAGAAAGCACUAUUUGCUGUGCCCAAAAAUUACAAACUUGUUGCAGCCCCUUUAUUUGAAUUGUACGACAAUGCUCCUGGAUAUGGCCCCAUCAUUUCAAGUCUCCCACAGCUUCUUAGCAGGUUUAAUUUUAUUUACAACUGAGCAUUAUCUAGAGGUCAUCAAAGAAAUUUGUGGAUGAAGCGGUCUCUGUGAGCACAGCUUUAUAGUUUGUAAAAAUGAAACGUUUCAGCAGGUUUUUUUCUUUAAAAUUCACUUGUUGCCGUCAGAAAAACAAGACUCUGCAGUGAAACACAGCAGCAAGACAUUAGUGUUUUAAUUUUUUUUUUUAUUUUCAUGAUGUCACUCACUUUUCUUACAUCAUUAAAACUGGAUUAUUUCAUCUA